Messenger RNA from Drosophila subpulchrella, 1819 nucleotides. RefSeq names its product cyclin-dependent kinase 7 (gene Cdk7). The record is from RefSeq and is a predicted model, not a curated record. Gene Ontology annotation, biological process: protein phosphorylation; positive regulation of transcription by RNA polymerase II. The transcript has 2 exons. Bases 95 to 1156 code for a protein of 353 amino acids. Gene Ontology annotation, molecular function: cyclin-dependent protein serine/threonine kinase activity; RNA polymerase II CTD heptapeptide repeat kinase activity; ATP binding. Lineage: Eukaryota; Metazoa; Arthropoda; Insecta; Diptera; Drosophilidae. Gene Ontology annotation, cellular component: transcription factor TFIIK complex; transcription factor TFIIH holo complex; nucleus.
UAUCGGCCAUCGGUAGCGUGUGCCAAAUUGAAUUGUUUUGGUUUGUCCUCGCGGCAUUUCUUUGUUUUUGUGUUAUUUAUGAGGCUUUCCAACGAUGCUGCCCAAUCCCAACGACAAGAAGGAUCGCUAUGCCAAGUUGUCUUUCCUUGGCGAGGGUCAGUUUGCCAUUGUCUAUAAGGCCCGGGACACGGUGACCAGCCAAAUUGUGGCCGUGAAGAAGAUCAAGAAGGGAUCCCGCGAGGAUGCACGCGAUGGCAUCAACAGGACGGCUCUGCGGGAGAUCAAGAUUCUGCAGGAGCUGCAGCACGAGAACAUCAUUGGUUUGGUCGACGUUUUUGGCCAGCUGUCGAAUGUCUCCCUCGUUUUCGACUUCAUGGACACCGACCUGGAGGUGAUCAUUAAGGACACUAAGAUCAUCUUGACCCAGGCAAAUAUCAAGGCCUACGCCAUCAUGACGCUGAAGGGUCUGGAGUAUCUGCAUCUGAAUUGGAUACUCCAUCGCGAUUUAAAGCCCAAUAACUUGCUAGUCAACAGCGAUGGUGUUUUGAAGAUUGGUGAUUUCGGUCUGGCCAAAUCGUAUGGCUCACCGAAUCGCAUUUACACCCACCACGUGGUCACCCGUUGGUAUCGUUCGCCCGAAUUGCUUUUCGGAGCCCGCCAAUAUGGCACUGGUGUGGACAUGUGGGCAGUGGGCUGCAUUAUGGCCGAACUGAUGUUGCGGGUGCCCUUCAUGCCGGGCGAUUCGGAUCUGGACCAGUUGACCCGGAUCUUUUCCACCCUGGGAACACCCUCGGAGGCGGAUUGGCCUCAUUUGGGCAAGCUGCAUGACUAUUUGCAGUUCAGGCACUUCCCGGGAAAUCCACUGGAGAAUAUCUUUACAGCCGCUGGAAAUGAUUUGAUCCACCUGAUGAGCCGACUGUUCGCCAUGAAUCCACUGCGGCGAGUGUCGUGCCGGGAAGCCUUGAGCAUGCCGUACUUUGCCAAUAAACCCGCUCCCACGGUGGGCCCCAAGUUGCCCAUGCCCUCGGCCAUUUUGGCCGCCAAGGAGGGCGCCAAUGCGCAGGCCGGCGAGGAGAAGCCUGCACUGAAACGAAAGCUGGUCGAGACCACAGUGAGGGGCAAUGGAUUGGCCCAGAAAAAACGGUUGCAGUUCUAGCGCUUACUUGAGGUACCGAUAAUUUGUAAUGCCUUGCAUUCUCAACGCCAAUCAGUUGUCAGUAACUUUCUAUUAUAUCUUAAAUAUUUGUACAAGUAAUGUUUAAGGAAAAAAUUCUCACGAUUUGUUAUACAAUCCUUAUUAGAAAAUGCCACAAGGAAUGCAAUGCAUUCCUCACACAAAUCACACAUUUUCUAGAAUAUCUUAAGUAUUUAUGCUGAUGAUUCUCAAGGAUUUGUAAUGAACUUGCAUUAUUUCCUUAUUGGUUUCGCUCCUGAAAGAUUCCUAUUCUAAUUUACUUUUUGUGAACAUAUGUAUUCUUAAAACCAAUCACACAAAUAUUUAUAACUGAUAAUUCUCAUGGAGUUGUAAUUAAUUUGCAUAACUCCUUAGAAAUUUGUUUUGCUCCUAAAAGAUUCCUAUUCUAAUUUACUUGUGUGAUAGUGAUGGAAUAUUUCACUUAACGGAAAAAUAACCUUUUUGGCUCAGUUGCAAUUGAGUUGCCUGACAAAUACCUUAGUUUGCAUUGUUAUAAUUUGAAAUUGACUUGCAAACCUUCUCCCAAUUCAACUUACCUCUUUUUUUAUAUAAACGAGCAGAGGUGGAGGGAAAGUCCGUAUGAGUAAGUUAAGACUAUGCUUAAGAUGAGGAUGAUUUAUUAAA